Bombus pascuorum is the source of this 1006-nucleotide messenger RNA. RefSeq names its product mediator of RNA polymerase II transcription subunit 27 (gene MED27). The record is from RefSeq and is a predicted model, not a curated record. Lineage: Eukaryota; Metazoa; Arthropoda; Insecta; Hymenoptera; Apidae. Gene Ontology annotation, molecular function: transcription coactivator activity. Gene Ontology annotation, cellular component: mediator complex. The coding region runs from base 61 to 939 and encodes 292 amino acids. Gene Ontology annotation, biological process: regulation of transcription by RNA polymerase II. The transcript has 4 exons.
ACUGCUCUAUUAGAAAUACUAACAUAUGAUGUAUAUCAACAGAUACUAAUAACAAUAAAAAUGGAACAGCUACAGACUGCACUGACUUCAAUUAAGGUACUACGCUCAAGUGUUGGCCAAGUCUUUGAUUCUUUAGGAAAUGGACUACGUGCUGAUCAUGGGGAAGAAAAUAAAGAAAAUAAGUAUUUGCUUGAAUUGCAAGAACUUUUAACAACAGUCAAUGUUAACCUAAGAGAUGUUGAGCAAGCUGUAAGCAGUUUAAAUCCACCACCAGGACCAUUUAAUUUAGCAAGUACUACAUAUCUUAGCCAAGAAACAACACAAGAAAGACAAGCAUUGUAUAGUACAUUAGUAAAUAGUUACAAGUGGACAGACAAAGUUCAUGAAUAUAGCAAUGUUGCUCAAGUAAUACUUAGCCAGAAUUCUCUGAAAAGAUCUUAUAAUACUACUAGCAGAGUAAAAAGAGGUCGAAUCCAAACGAGCAAUCAUAAUGUUCCUCAACAACAAGUUGAUUCAUUAAUAGCCACAUUUGAUAGACUCUUUAAUGAUAUGACAGUAUCUGUAUCUCGACCAUUUGCAUCAAAUGUAGUAUUACAUGUUACCCUAGGACAUGUUUUAAAAGGAGUCAUAGCUUUUAAAGGUUUAAUGAUUGAAUGGGUAGUAGUUAAAGGUUAUGGAGAAACUAUGGAUUUAUGGACAGAGUCCAGACACAAGGUUUUUAGAAAAGUAACAGAAAAUGCUCACGCUGCUAUGUUACAUUUUUAUUCUCCUACAUUACCUGAAUUAGCUGUCCGAUCAUUUAUGACUUGGUUCCAUAGUUUAAAUAAUUUAUUUAGUGAUCCAUGUAAACGUUGUGGUUUACAUUUACACAGUGCUUUACCUCCAACAUGGAGAGAUUUUCGAACAUUGGAAUCCUAUCAUCAAGAAUGUAAACCAUAAGUAUUCACAACAAAAUUUCAAAUUCUAAAACUGAUAUUAUAUAUAAUAUACUUUUGUUCUUUUAUAA